CCUCGUACCGGUUUGACUUGGCCAACGAUUUUUCGACCAUCAACCGUCCGAUACCCCGACAGCCGCUGCCGGGAAAUCGCUUACGUCGCGUGACGACGACCGCAAUGUCCUCUGUCCAUCCGACCACGGUGUCCCUUCCUGGUGCCGUGCACGUCCCGUUCGAAAUCGUUUCCGCGACCCCGUCCCGUUGAUAGGCCCUUGUCGGUCCGAUUCGCGGUCGAGUUCACCCGAUCCGCACGAGUGGUACGCGUCUAUCUUUCCACCCACGAUGUCCGAUCCGGCCGUGCCACCGUUGUACACGUACACGAUCGGUGGCGUCAAGAUCGAGAUGCCCGUUAAACCAUACCCGUCUCAGGUGUCCAUGAUGGACAAGGUCAUCCGUGGCUGUCAGAAGCAACAGAACUGUCUCUUGGAAAGUCCGACGGGAUCUGGCAAGACCUUGGCAUUGUUGUGCUCCGCGUUGGCGUGGCAGCGAGCCGAAAGAGAACGUUUAGGCAAACUAAUAGAAGAAGAGUUUCAACAGAAAAUUUUAGAAUGGCAAUUAAAAGAACAGCAAAAAAAACAACUAAAGGAGAAACAACAGAAACAACAAAAAACCCCAGAAAAGAAACCGGCAGGAACAAACAUUUCUUCGGCUAAAAGUAAAGGAUGGUCAUUGGUCAACGAUAUCGAUGAUGAUGAUUCGGACGAGGAAAUGUCCAUAUUUAAACAACCUGGGAAAAAGAGAAAAAUGAAUAGAAGCCAUUAUUUCGAUAAUAAGAACAAGUCGAAUGACGAUUCAAUAAUGACCAAUGAUAGUACUGAUAACAGUUUGAUGACCGAAGACGAAGACGAAAAUCAUAUAACACAUCAAGCUGAAUCUAAAAUCCCAAAAAAACCAAAGCUGGUUGUUCCAGUGAUAUUUUUUUGUACGAGAACUCAUAAACAAAUUGAACAAGUAAUAAAAGAAUUACAAAGAACUAGUUUCAACCAUGUCAGGAGUUGUGUUUUAGCAAGUCGUGAACUCACGUGCAUUCAGGACUCAAAUUUGUUCUACCCUGAUAUAACGUACAAAUCGAAAACUGAAUUGUGCAGAGAUCUAUUGGAUCCCAAAGCGAGAUUUAGAAAUUCAUUAAAGUUUAGAAGAGAUAUUGAAAAGUGUGUUUAUCACGAUAACGGCGGCUUAAAAAUAAGCACGUACAGUCAACUGUCUAAUUACGGCGUGUCGUCCGUUUGGGACAUCGAAGAUAUUGUGAAAUUAGGCAUAGAAAAGAGAUCUUGUCCGUACUACGGUUCACGGGUGUUGCUCAAAACCGCUGAAAUAGUUUUUUGCCCUUACAAUUAUGUCAUUGAUCCGGUCAUUAGAGGCACGAUGAACUUACAGUUAAAAGGUCACGUGAUCAUCGUCGACGAAGCUCACAACAUCGAGGAUCAAUGCCGCUCCGCUGCUAGCCUGAGACUAGAGCAGACGAAUUUGAACUUAGCGAAAAUGGACUGCGAAAAAUUGUCCAAAAUUGGCAACAAUUCGACUUCUUACUCGGCCAUAGCUCAAUACUUGUCGGACAUGUCGAAAUGGAUAGACCAAAAGUCUACCGAAAUCAAAUCUUUUGACGAUUAUGAUCGCGGUGUUAUUUCGUGGUCCGGCAUGUCCACUACGGCGAGUUUCAAUGAAUUCGGAAUAGGUUCAGAAGCCUUCGAAAAAUUCAAAAAGCAUUGUGAAACCGUGAUGGCCGACGAAGGAAAAGAAAAUGACGAACAAGACAUCGGCAAAGACUUAAUGGAUGGAGCAAAAUUGGACGACACAAAAACCGAUAAAGACGAAUCAAAAGUCGAGAAUUUGGUGAAGGAUAACGGUUUUUCGCAAGGAAAUCCGUACGAAGAUUCUAUUACGAAUGCGACUAAAAACAUUCUGACGUCGAUUAUCACGGUAUUUUGUUUGCUGUUCGAUGACGACUAUAAAAGUGACUAUCAGGUUUCCCUCGAAAGGAUAAUGCAGAUGAAGAAAUUUGAACACGCAGAUCGAAAUACGUCCGGCAUAGCGGGUUGGCUGAACAGUUCGCAGCAGUCGAGCGAAUCGCGCACUGUGUGGACCAAUACCGUCAAUUUCCUGUGCCUGAACCCCGCGGCCGUGUUCCACGAGCUGACGUCGACGGCUCGGUGCAUAAUCCUCACGUCGGGCACCCUGUCGCCGAUGAACUCGUUCCAGUCUGAGCUCGGGUCGCAGUUCCCCAUCACGCUAGAGGCCAACCACGUGAUCAAGCCGGACCAGUGCUGGGUGACGUCGGUGAACGGCGGCCCGAACCGCGUGGACCUGAACUGCCAGUACCAGAACACGGGCACGUACGGGUUUCAGGACGAGAUGGGCCUGGUGCUGAAGAACGUGUGCGAGACCGUUCCGUACGGGGUGCUGUGCUUCAUGCCGUCGUACGUGCUGAUGGAUAAACUGUUCGCCCGGUGGCAGAUCACCGGGCUGCUGAAGGACCUGAAGCGCACCAAGGCGGUCAUGUGCGAGCCGCGGCGCGGUGACCAGCUGGAGGACCUGAUGACCAAGUACUACGCGGCCGUCAAGAGGGCGUCCGCGCCCGGCGGCCGCCGCGGCGGUCUCACCGGUGCACUGUUCGUGGCCGUUUACCGCGGCAAGAUCAGCGAAGGGUUGGACUUUUCCGACAAUAACGCGAGGGCAGUGGUCGCCGUCGGCAUUCCGUUUCCCAACUAUAAGGACGUAGCUGUGAGCCACAAAAAAUACUACAACGACCAGCACCACAAGAACAAAGGCCUGUUGCCCGGCUGGGAAUGGUACCAGAUACAGGCCUACAGAGCGCUGAACCAGGCGCUGGGCCGUUGCAUCAGACACAAGAACGAUUGGGGCGCGAUUCUAUUGGUGGACAGCAGGUACUCGCAGCCCAAGAACCUGACCGGACUAUCGAAAUGGAUAAGAGGAAGGGUCGAACACAACAGUACGUGGGCCGAAACCCUGUCCAAGCUCAACGAUUUCGUCGAGUCGAGACUGCGAUCCGAUGACGUUGCAUAAUAUCGGUUAAUGUACCCGAAAACUUAUGACAAAACACCGCCAUGUUGUCUUAUAACGGUUAUUAUAUAUUCUUAUGCACCGGCCCGAAUUACUUAAAUGUACCACAUCUAUUCAACUCUCAUGUUCGUUAAACAUUAUGUUUUAAUUUUUCUAUUAUAUAAGUAAUAAAGUUUAAUUGGUAAUAUAUGUUCAGCACA
Messenger RNA from Sipha flava (yellow sugarcane aphid), 3207 nucleotides. RefSeq names its product Fanconi anemia group J protein homolog. NCBI's taxonomy places the organism in Eukaryota, Metazoa, Arthropoda, Insecta, Hemiptera, Aphididae. The transcript is spliced from 14 exons. Gene Ontology annotation, molecular function: DNA binding; hydrolase activity, acting on acid anhydrides, in phosphorus-containing anhydrides; DNA helicase activity. Bases 269 to 3010 code for a protein of 913 amino acids. The record is from RefSeq and is a predicted model, not a curated record. Gene Ontology annotation, biological process: nucleotide-excision repair; double-strand break repair involved in meiotic recombination. Gene Ontology annotation, cellular component: nucleus.